Cygnus atratus (black swan) is the source of this 6737-nucleotide messenger RNA. RefSeq names its product ABI family member 3 binding protein (gene ABI3BP). The coding region runs from base 1 to 4719 and encodes 1572 amino acids. Gene Ontology annotation, biological process: positive regulation of cell-substrate adhesion; extracellular matrix organization. The record is from RefSeq and is a predicted model, not a curated record. The transcript is spliced from 58 exons. Gene Ontology annotation, molecular function: protein binding. NCBI's taxonomy places the organism in Eukaryota, Metazoa, Chordata, Aves, Anseriformes, Anatidae.
AUGAGCCAUCAGGUAGAGCUAGCUGUGAAAAGACAGAGCCUGAAAGUUCAGAUCAACGCAACAGAUGACACCGUUUGCAUGAGGUAUCUUCGACCAAGUCAAAACACCAAACUUGAAGGUUUUGUCCUGGGUUAUGGAAGCAGCUUCUUCUCUAAUCAGUACAUUCCUUUACCUUCAGAAGGAAAUACCUACAUAACUGAACUUGAUGCAGAGCCACGGUAUUUGGUUUCAGUAAGACCAGCACGUGUUUCAAAUAACAAGAAGUCUUGCUCAGGUCGGACCAAGACUCAAAAGCCUCUGCAGCUGGUAGUUGGCACUCUCACCCCAACCUCUGUGUUCCUCUCUUGGGGCAUCCUAGUGAACCCUCAACAUGACUGGACAGCAACAAGUAACUGUGCUAGUGACAGGUUCUAUACUGUUCGCUACAGAGAAAAGAAUAAAGACAAGAAAUGGGUUUUUCAGCUUUGCCCAGUUACAGAGACGGUAGUGGACAAUCUAAAGCCAAACACAGUUUAUGAGUUUGGAGUUAAAGACAACGUAGAGGAUAGUAUAUGGAGCAAGACUUUCAAUCAUAAGACAGUUCUGUCUAAUAAAAAAGUAAAUGGACAUCUCCAGAAUAUGUACAAGUUGGUACCUAAUACCCAAACACAGCUUACGCUACGAGAUAAUAAGAAGUUGGUCCCUGUCACAAUAAUCAAACAAGUUAUUCAAAAUAGGACACAGUCCAAAACUUCAGAUAGUUCUUCUCUGCCUGGAGCAAUAUUAGUGCACCUUAUUGUUCCGGGUCUCAAUGAAACUCAGCAGAAACUUUUUCCUCCCCUGACAAUAGAUGACAUACCUCAAGCAUCCAGGAAAAAACUGGCUAAGAAUGAAACCCACGUAUGGCCUGCUGAAUCCAAAACACCAGAAGUUCAAGAAAUCUCCCCAGAGUCCCUUCCAGCUCAGGCUGAGAGAAAGCAUGGACCUAAGGAAUUUAAAUCAACGCCUAAACCCGAAUUGCAGACUCAAAACAUACUGGCUUCUAAUGAAAUACAUCCGCUUCCUUCUGGAUCCAGAAUCUUUGAUGCUCCAAAAAGUCCGUUGACACAACUUGCUACUCAGAGUCCAACCUUGAAAUCUGUAUCUCUACCUUCAGCAGACACCAGAGAGAUGGAGAUAGCUUUUGAUGAAACACAGCCUAUUUCUUCAAGAUUCAAAACAUCUGGUACCACAGAAGUGCAACCAACCAAGUCUGCUUCAUAUGGCUUUCUUCAUGUUACUUCUACUCCUCAAACUUUUACAGCUUCAGAAAUGCCAGACACUGCUGGAUAUACUGCUGAUUUGGAGAUAACCAUGCCUGUAGUUACCACAGAACUUCAUUUGUUAGAAACAGCAUUGGCUACUCAGAGACCAAAGGUGAAACCUCCUCCUCCUUACAUUGCAAUCCAAGGAACAGUGGAGGCAACCCAGAGAUGGGCUCCGGAAUCCACCUCGUCUGCUUCACCGGAACCCACGAGGACUGUGAUGGCUACCCGGCGACUAAGGCUGAAAUCCACCUCUCCUUCCCCCCUGGCGACCCAGCAAACAGUGACGGCUUCAAAUAACCUUCUUCAUGUUACUUCCACUUCCCAAAUACCUACAUCUGCAAAAAUGUCACAGACAGAGACUGCUUUUGAUGAAAAGCAGCCUGUUUCUUCAAGACCUGAAACAUCUGGCAUCCAAGAAAUGCUGUCAGCUGUACCUGCUUUCACAAGAUCGGUCCUGGAGCCAACCUCGUUUCCUUCUCUGGAAACCACAAGAACAAUGAUGGCUACUCAGAGACCAAAGGUGAAACCUCCUCCUCCUUACAUUGCAAUCCAAGGAACAGUGGAGGCAACCCAGAGAUGGGCUCCGGAAUCCACCUCAUCUGCUUCACCGGAAACCACGAGGACUGUGAUGGCUACCCGGCGACUAAGGCUGAAAUCCACCUCUCCUUCCCCCCUGGCGACCCAGCAAACAGUGACGGCUUUCAAUGAUAUUCAGCCUGUUCUUUCAAGCCCUGUGACACCUAGUAAGCCUGAAAUAGCAGAUACUGAACCAGCAACAAUUGAAUCCAUUCUGGAAUCUUUCACUCCUAAAACUUAUCAUCCUUUCCAAUGGCCAAGGGUAACAUUAGCUCCAAAAGAAAUACCACUUACUCCUCCUAAACCGAAACCAUCUGCUACCCCAGAAGUACAUCGUGUGAAACCUGCCCCUAAACCACCACUUUUGGAGCCUAAAACUUCUCAGACUGUUGAACAACCAAAAGCUACAAGAGCUCCCAAACAAGCAAAACUCAAACCUUCUACAUCUAAACCUAGACCAUCUGCCAGACCCAAAAAGCCACGAACUAAACCUGCAGCAACCAUUCCGGUGUCAGUCACUACUAGGAAACCCUACACAUAUGAACAUCCAAAGACUGCAGAGGUCUGGGAACCUAUUACACUUAGAGUUGAACCACCAAGGUCAACAGUAGCUUCAAUGGAGAUUCCACAUAUUUCUUCUAAACCUAAAACUUCACCCAAACUUCCUAUCCCACACGCUAAAGAUGUCCUGGAGUCUAUAACACUUAGAACUGCUCGACCAAAACCAACAAUAGUUCCAAAAGAAACACACCGUAUUCCCUCCAAACCUAGAACAUCACCAAGCUCAGAAGUACCACAAACCAAGCCUGUUCUGGAACCAAUUACCUUUAGAACUGAGAAACCAAAGUCAACAGCAGCUCCUAGAGAGACACGUCAUGGGCCUUCAAAACCUAAAACAUCACCCAGUCCCCGUGUUCCUCCAACCAGAGGAAGUCCAAAAGAAAGUCGACGAGUCACUUUCAAGCCCAGAACAUCACCAAGUCCAGAUGUACCACACACAAAACCUGCUCCUAAAGGACCACAACAUAUACCUUUUAAACCUAAACCAGCUCCCAUUCCAGAUGUUCCACACGGCAAGCCUGGAAUCUUUCCAUCCUUCCAUGAACCAGUUACUGCUAUGAUUCCUCAUAUUCCUGAAAGAACAAAGGCAACACCGGCUCCAAGUGAGAAACAGUUAAUUCAUACCAAACCAAAAAAACCUGAAAAACCAAGAGCACCACACACCAAACCUGCAAUACAUCAAACAACCCCACAACCACUUAUUACAAAAUCUACUACCACUGAGCAGUCAAGGGCAACAAUGGCUCCAAAAGAAACACUGCUUGUUCCUUCCAAGCCCAAAACAUCUGUUGAGCCAGAAAUACCACAGACUAAACCUGCUCCAAGGACAACACACCUGGGAUCAAUUAACCUCAUAACAGUUCAUGUUGUUGAUGGGUCCAAAAUGACUUUGGUUCCCAAUGAAACAUACCAGAUUUCACCCAAACCUAAAACAGCUCUUGUAACUGAAAUUCCACGGUUGAAUACAGCGGCGUAUAAAACACGUCUCACUUCUGCAAGACCAAAGCCAUCUGAUAAAUCACAGACCACACAUGCUCUUAGUAAAACUACACUAGCACCAGCUAGAACAAAAUCACCUGGCUUGCCAAAGUGGAUUGUGCCAACAACAGAUGAUGUAUAUACACCUGAAGAUAUUACUAGACAAAUUGGCGUGGAUGUAGAAAAACCUUUUGAAUAUAGUGAUACUCGGGAAAAGACGUUUUAUGUAACUACAUCACUGAGACCACAGCGUCCUCCUAUACCUCCCGUCAAGCCUACACCUAUGCGAAGAAAACCUCUGCCUCCAAAUACUGUGACUGGUAAACCAGGGAGUCCAGCUAAACCUGCUGGACCAACAACACCUGUGAGGACAGGAAUUCCAUCUAAGACACCAACAGCUUUUGCAACUCCAGAGUAUUAUGUUGAUGCAACUGUCUUCAGUUCAAGUCCUACAUCAGAAACAGAUUCUUCAGGCAAACCAAGGUACCAAGCCCCUCAUGUCAAGUACAUGAAGAAAGAUGAUGAUGUGCCUUGCUCUAUCACAAGCUCUCUUGAACAUUUUCCUCAAGAAGAGGCUAGCAUCAAGGAAGAACCUACUCGUCCUCCACAAAAUCCUCCAACCAACCUCACAGUGGUGACUGUUGAGGGCUGUCCAACUUUUGUCAUAUUGGACUGGGAAAAACCAGACAAUGACACUGUUACUGAGUAUGAAGUUGUGUCAACUGAAAAUGGAGCAAGUGAUGGUGAAAAGGAGAAGUCGAUUAUCACUACAAAUCAAACCCAUUCUACAGUGGAAAACCUAAAACCUGACACAAGUUAUGAAUUCCAUGUGAAACCUAAAAACCCGCUUGGUGAAGGUCCAAGUAGCAAUGUUGUGUCUUUCAGUACGGAAUCAGCGGACCCAAGAGUGAGUGAGCCAAUUUCAAUGGGAAAGGACGCUAUCUGGACUGAAAUCCCAUUCAAUUCUGACACCUAUUCAGAAUGCAAAGGGAAACAGUAUGUAAAGAGGACUUGGUAUAAGAAGUUUGUAGGUGUGCAGCUGUGUAACUCCUUGAGAUACAAGAUAUACCUCAGCGAUUCACUUACAGGAAAAUUUUAUAACAUAGGAGACCAGAGGGGCCAUGGAGAAGAUCACUGCCAAUUUGUAGACUCGUUCUUAGAUGGAAGGACAGGACAGCAAGAAGAUCUACCAGUCAAAGAUGGAUUUUUCAGGGCGGUUCGUCAGGAACCUGUCAAAUUUGGAAAAAUAGGCGGGGAGACUCGCAUUAACUACGUUCGCUGGUACGAGUGUGGAACAUCAAUACCUGGGAAAUGGUAGACAUGACGUGAACCUGGUGAAAAGACCCAGCACUAACAAUCCCUCCAACUGCCCAACCCAGCUCAAAGAUGGAAAUGUAUGGUAUGCCUGUCACUUAAACAAGUUUGCUGAUGUGUAAGGUUUAUACAAGUCUAAUGCCAAUACUGCAUUAAUUGUGUAAUAGCAUAGGCUGCUUACUGUAGUUAUCCAGUUUUACAAAUUUUAGAUUUAAAUAAAAAAAAAAGAAGGCUAGGGACAUGGUGUAGGAUAAUGUGUAGGGAAGCUGGCUCCCUAUUCUUGAGGUAUGGUUUAUAUGGUAUUUUAAAAGAUACAGUGUGUAUAUUAUUUAUCACAAUGUUGUAAUAAAUGUUUAAGGCACAGUUAUGGUAAAGUUGGUCAUGGAAUGCAGUGUGUGUUAGUUUUUAAAUAUUCACUGGUCUUAUUAUAAUGUAAGUGCUAUAAGCUAUCUGUCCAGAUAAAUCUGUAAUGUUUCCCUCUUUGUAAAUUAUAGAAAAGACCCUACAAUUUUUAAUAUCCUGCAACCAGUAAACUUGAAGCGCUUUCUCCUUACAUGUACAAACAGUUUAUACUCGUGCCUAAACACUGAAGCAGGUUUAUAGUACGUGCAGCUUUAAACAAUCAGGUUAGUAUUUUUUUUCCGUAUUUUUUUCCAUAUUUGUUUUCAAAUGCAAGCUUCACCUCCAGCAAAACAGUAUGAUCAGCCUAUGACUAAGGAGUUAGAACUGUUACCCAAUAACGUGGCAGUGGUUUGCUUUACUCUAAUUAAAGCAGACAGGUACAUACAUGCACUGAAUAAUAAUAAUAAAAAAAUAAUAAUAAUUAAACUGGACUCCAUUGCCAUGGCUUUUCAUGAAAAUGUAAGUUUUCAGAGAAACUUCAUGGUUCAAAAACCGAGUGUAUGUAUAGUGCAAGGAGGGUUUAGAAAGAUAAGUGAAAUGGAAAAAAAUAAGCUAGUCAUAACAGCAUAAUCAGGUUUAUUAAAAAAAAAAUGCUUUAAAACAUUGUUUGUUGGGGACAAACGGGAAAUAGUGAUAUCUAAACUUUUAAAAGUGCUUUACAGCAGUUAAAACCUCUCCCAAAGCUAUUGUUGUACUGCUUGAACAUUUAUGAACUAAAUAAAGAGAUGUAGUUUUUUUUUAAAAAGUGUUAUUCAUUACAUUAUUAAUGUAUUGAAAAAAAAAUAUGAACAGGAACACACAGAUAUAUAUAAGUAGAAAUAGUCAUUUAUAGAAAAUGCCUUAUAAAGUACAUUGCAGGUACACUGUACGCCUAAUAAAAUAUUUUUUAAUCAAGUGUUUUUCAUUGUUUUACAUGAAAGCAAGUAUUAGUUUCUGUGGCAACUGUUGUUAUUACAGGAAGCAGUUCAUUCUAGAACAGGACCUUAUUAAAUAGUUUGAUGAGCACCUGAAGUGUUAGGUCUGACAAGCACCACCAGCAGUAAUUACACAUUACAGCUUACUGGAUAAAUCCGUGCCUGAUAUGAAAGCAACAGUAUUUAAGAACGCUGAAGGUAGGAAUGGUUUUGCUCACUUUAUUUCCUAAUUUGUCUUUAUGGGAGUUCAAGCAGUGUGAUCCAGUUCAUUUUUUUGUUCCCUACUCUUUAGUUUUAUGUAUUCCUAGAAUCCAUAAGAUGGAAAAUAGUUCUAAGAGAAUGUUUUGCCCAUUGCUGUUUGUUGAAUUUUUUACAGCUCUUCAUCUGCCUUUUCUUGGCGUAACAUUCAGUCACUAGCAUUGCGCUCCCAGGUUUUUCUGGGUGGCAAAGAACUUGUGCUAAGUUGUUCCUUUUUGAGAGUUCUUCAUUUAAAAUAUGGAUUUGGCUUAAUCUUUCAAGUAAUAAACCAGUUCUCCCCCCUGCCCUUGUUAAAGUGAAAGUGGUAAGAGGUUAGUUCUAAGAUUUUAUAUAUUAGUUCUUAUUCAUUUAGUAAAAGAGUUACUUGGCAAUUAAGUAAUAAUAGUAGUGCAAAAACAUCUACUACUGCACAGUCUCUGCAAAUGCAAUCUAUUCACAUUUCUCCAUU